AUGGUCGCCCCUCAAGGGAUUGUGCUCCCUGCAGAAGGAGGAAGAUUCGCCUCGAACGAGUUGGUUUUCCGUGACGAGACUCGAAACACCGUGCAAAAGGUAUUGGCCCGUCGAACGGCCAGUUGGCUGCCCUCCACACCCCAAUUCAGUCCCGAUACAUCGUCUCGGAAUGCAUUCCUCUCCCUUUACAUCGACACCUACUCAUGUGGAUUCUACACCUUGCAGUCCCUGCUGACGGAUUCAGCUCCUAAUGGGCAUCUACAAGUCUCUGUUGACGCUGUCAGUUUGGCCUUCAUGGCAUACCAACUGAAUCGUCAAGACUUGGUACUUCUUGCAAACCAACGUUACUUGGCAGCCAUACGAAGCCUUGGAAUUGUGAUGCGGUCCUCGCUGCAAGCAAAUAAUGCAGCCAACCAAUCACUCACCGACGAAACCCUUCAAUCCGUACUCCUCCUAGAUCUUUACGAGAAGAUGGCUUAUCAGCCUCACCCAGUAUCAGAGUUCCCAGGCUCUUGGUUAAGCCAUGUCCAGGGUGCGCUUUCUAUAGUCCGGUCUCGCCCAACAGCCGGGUUCUCAAAUCCGACGACUCAACAACUCGCCACCCGGACCGUUAUUGCCCUCACACUAAGCUGCGGUGCUGCAGGAAUACCCAUACCAGAAGCAUUGAUAGGGCUCUACAAUGAUCUAGACAGCUACGUACGGAGUGCCAAGUGGACCUUUAUCGGCCUCUUAAUCAGUCUUAUCAACCUUCGUGCCGACAUGAAUAACGGCAAAUUAGAUUCGAGCGAUAUUGUGCAGCGUGCACGAGACUUGUAUGAGGAGCUCUCUCAUGCCGAAGGAAAAAUACCGCGCUCCUGGUGGCCACAGCGGAGAGAUACAAGUGAAGCCGUUGUCUUUGGCCGAUACUACGACGUGUAUCCCGGCCACUACGCGACUCAGGUCUUCAACGCAUACCGUAUCAUGCGUCUUGAUGUCUGCAGCAUCAUUCAGAAGUUUGACCCCAGCUCUGAAGUUGCUGAGACCAUCACAGAAGUAGCUCAAGCCAUCUGCGCCGCUGUGCCUCAAUUCAUUCUUCCACGUGCCAGGUCUCAGAAUACACUUCCCUUUUCACCAUUGCAGAUAUUGGAGUGCUCAGGUGUAUUGACUCCAUUGUAUGCAGCUUCACAAAAUACUCAAGAUCCUGUAAUGCGCGCUUGGAUACUGCAGACUUUGGUGUAUAUGGCCGAUAAUGGUAUUAAGUUGGCCCGAAGCGUGGCCCAGGUUAUUAUGUUCUUACCAAAUAUGGACUACUGGGCUGUCUUCAGAAUGGUUGGUAACUGUGCCAUUACGGCAUAA
Molecule: messenger RNA, 1335 nt
Organism: Fusarium odoratissimum NRRL 54006
Lineage: Eukaryota; Fungi; Ascomycota; Sordariomycetes; Hypocreales; Nectriaceae
Exons: 2
Coding region: 1-1335 (444 amino acids)
Source: RefSeq, a predicted model, not a curated record